GCUGUCAUUCGAUCGCGAUUAAUCGAUCGCCGUGUGCAAUGGAAGAGGGCUGCGCGUUUUGCAGUUGCUUCAAAAAGGAGCUGAACAAGUGCGCGAAGAAGCCGCCCAAAGAAGCGCCGGGCUGCAAGGACCACCUGCACAACUGGGAAAGAUGGCUGGACGAACGCAGGAAAAUCAACCAGUCCCUAUCGAGGCGCCUGAACUGCCCCAAAGGGGAGCUGCUCAUGAACACCAUCGAAGAGAAGCGGAAAAUCAUCGAGGAAAAAACGCUGUUCGUCAACGAGAGGAAUUAUGCUUACAACGAUAAGUAUCGGGGAAAUCCCGAAUGGUUCAAUUUGCCGCCUAGAUUGUACCAGUACUGCAGGAACGAGCCCAUUAUAGAAAUCGUCAGAACCCAGGAAGAGAUGAGGGAAAUCGUGCCAAUCGUUUACAUCGAAACGCCUACGGAUAUUCUCAAAGAAAAGGAUAUCCUACCCAGAACCAGGAACCUCCUGCUGCGAUGGCAAAAGGGCAGCUACAGGCAGCAGGUGUUCCAGAGAAUCAGGAAGAAAAUGCGAUUCCUGGAGCCCCACAGACCGAAACUGUCUGAACUCAUGGUAACAGGAACUUCCAUAGGCGGAAAUAAAGAGGCAAAGCAAGGCGGGUGCUUGCCGGUUUGUCCGAAAGAUUCCUGCACAAAAAGACAGGAGUGUCGAGUUAACACAGUGGUCAGUAAACACGAGCCUCACGUAACCGAGGUGUGCCACAAUUGCCUCGAAAUGACCACAGCAAUUCACUCGAUUCCUAUGAUUGGGUUGAAGAUCAACGGGAACGCGGUGACUCUAGCUUCGAAAAAAGAAAGUUUGAAGUUGAUAUUUUUGUUCCAAUCCGACGUCAUACCGCUCGUUCCGAUGGAGAAGCUGGUGGUUUUGGAAAAUAUGGGAUCGACCACGUUGAGGAUACACUUCAAAAAAAAGAAGAAGUUUCCGAUUUUCGGCGAUAUUAUUCCCUAUCGGAGACAAAGCUCGCCGUUUUUCUUCAACAAAAACGAGAUUAUCCUGUUGCCUUUCCAAACCAUUCAGUUACCCAUUUGGUUCAAGACGCCCAAAAUCGGAAAUUUCAACGAAACGUGGAAUGUAUCAACCCUACCAGAAUGCUGCAACCAUCCUAUAUACUUUUUCCUACAAGGAAUCGUGCAAAUCAGAGAGAACAUACAAAAAGAACAACAGAUAAAAUCGAUGAUAGAGGCGAGAACGCGCUACACGCUGGUUAACGAAAUGAUUAUGAAUCUCAUAGAAGACACGAAAUCCGAGCAGCAGCCUACAUUGACCUACUACUACACAGAGAAAGACCUAUUCGAAUCGAUAAACAUGGAGAAAUGGGGCGUCGUGACGCGUCCCAAGUACUUCUACGUCAAAGACGUGGUGAACAAGCUGAAGGAAUUGUACGAAACGGUGAAGAAAGCUGAUGAUCCGCCCGUUUGGGAUUUGUCCCUUCAAACUCUGAAGGAAAUCGUACGGAAGAGGGACGUAUCAAAUUACGUGGAGAGCUUGUACAAGGAUUGCAAAAAGAUGAAGGAACGAGCCGAGUACCUCAAGGAUUUGUAUGACAAUCCGUUAACGGAAUUUAAAAUCAGCAAGAGCAGCUCGAAAAUGCUUCAAAUGAGUACUCACUCGAACAUCGAUACCAUCAAAAGCAACGAGCGCCUGGUGGCUUACGAGAAUUACCAGAAAUUCACGAAGCUGGUGCACCAGCUGACGCGCACAAUGAUGAUCCCGAACAAAGACCGGCAGAAAUACGCCAUGGUGUAUUUCAUUUGGAGAUUCUACAUGGCGAAGAUCGCCAAGGAUUUGGGCGGUUACAACAGAAAUUUCGCGGAUAUAGUGACGAGCGUUAAUUAUUACGAAAUACAAGACGUGGAAAAUUUACCAGAAAGAUUGAUUUUCGAACGGUUCGACAACAUUUGGACCAAACGCAUGCGUGUGGAAAGAUUCAAAACUGAUUUUUCGAGGAUCGGCAACUCGGACAAACGCAAACCCCCUUGCCUGGAUGGCAUAUCGUUCGAUAACGUGGAGGAAAUCCACCAAACGUAUAUGGCCAGGAGAUUAUCAACAGAUACAAAGAAGAAGAAGGAGAACAAGGACGAAGCGGUGACCAAGAGCAAGCUGAAUUUGCACAAAAUCAACUCUACUCCAGUGGUCGAGUACAAUCCUUACAUAGAAAUACCGAUGCCGCCUUCUCCGUUUCUCAAAAAACCGGAGCCCAACGAAUCGGCGGGGAAGGUGCCCAAUAACUCCUCACAUUCCAGCCUCCAUUCUACUAACAAGGACUACCAAGAGAGGUAUCUAAUUGUAUAUACCAAUCUUUGUAUGGCAGUCGAUGCAAUGAUAAACAGUUUGGAAACGAUGGCGGAAAAGAACAUCCCCAUACCGACCCUGGGCGAGCUGGCCAGCUGUAAAUUCGUCUCGAUCGAGACAGUCUACAAGGCACAGUCGGGCUCCAAGCUGAGCUUGACCAGAAAGGAGUCCGAUUAUUACAAGUACCUGACCAAAACCUACAUGGAGAACCCGAAGACGCUGGAGUUCUUCGUCAAAGGCAAGACCCUGCCGGUGUACGAGAAGCUGCAGGAGUUCUUCCAACGCAACACCUCCCUGGUGUCGGGCUGGGCCUCGCAGGAGUACUUGGUCGGCGAAGUCAAACAAGAUGAUUACGCCGACGUUGCGGUACAAACCAUCGACACGAGGGAGGAGUUAGAUCCGAUAUCGAACGUCCUGCUGAGAGUCGAGUCCGAUGAAAUACGAAGGGACAGCUCCGACGAGCGUAUGAUGCACCACGAUUACGGCGAUGCCGACAAGGAUGAGGAAGUUUUCUAUAUAGUCGAUAGCAAUGAGCGCACGCCAGAAGAAGAGUCAGUGCAGGACGAUAGCAAAAAGUCCUUGUGGUAGAUUAGAAACUAAUAAAAUUGUACGGAAU
Molecule: messenger RNA, 2952 nt
Organism: Phyllotreta striolata
Lineage: Eukaryota; Metazoa; Arthropoda; Insecta; Coleoptera; Chrysomelidae
Source: the annotation of a GenBank genome assembly